Molecule: messenger RNA, 1518 nt
Organism: Paramecium sonneborni
Lineage: Eukaryota; Ciliophora; Oligohymenophorea; Peniculida; Parameciidae
Source: the annotation of a GenBank genome assembly
AUGUCAACAUAAUAAAAUGGAAAGGGGUAAUAAGGUUAAAAUGAUAUGACAACGUAAAGAAGAAAAAAUGAAGCUAAUCUAAGAGUAGCUCUUUAAUAUUAUUCUUCAUAUGGAAAAUUAAAUGAUGAUCAUUCUUUAGAACAAGUUUCUGCAGGUUUGGCAAGUUUAGAGUUCAUGAAACGAAACUGUCCUGAAGGAACAAAAUUAGAGGAUUUUUGUAUACAAUCAGGAUAAUAUUUUGAAUAUGAACAAUAUAAAUAUGGAGACAUUAUAUUUCACUAUGGUGACAUAGGUGAUAAGGUUUAUGUGAUUCUAAAAGGAGAAGUUGCUGUUCUAGUACCAAGAUCUGAAAGCGAAAUAGAAGGUGAAAGAGAAGAAAUAAGUUUAGCAAAAUAACCUUUCGAUUAUGAAAUGUUUUGGAAAAAUAAGAAACCUAUAAAACAAAUUCAUAUUGAAGUGUUAUUAGCAUAAACAAAUUCAAAUGUUUAUUUUUAGAACAAUGUUUGUAUGUUUAAGAAAGUUUUUUAAUUUUAUUCUGGAUAAUCAUUUGGAGAUGUUGCACUUAUUUCUGAUAAACCAAGAACUGCUAGUAUUUUAGUUACAUCUGAUUAAAUCUUUUUAAUUAGUAUGUGUAAAAAGGAUUUUAAGAUUUUAUGUGAAAAGUCAGUUCUAGAAAUGAAUUAAACCUUAGAUUAUUUUGUUAAAUUAUUUCCUAACGUCGGAAGAAUGCAAAUAACUAAAUUUAUACAGUUUUUUCAUAAAAUAGACUUUCCUCCACAAUAAUUAUUAUGGAGGGAAGGGGAAUAAAUUAAAUUUUUUGUAUUGAUAUAUAAAGGAAGAGUAGAAAUCAAAUAAUCAUAAUAACCUUUAUAUUAAGUGUCUGAUUAUUCUUUUAUAGGACAUGAAGAAAUCUUAGAAGGUAUGUAAUUUCGACAAUAUACAUGUAAAACAUUAGAUAAUACAACUUUAUAUUUCAUGGAAUAUGAAGAUUUUAAUAGUGCUAGAAAAAAUGCUCCAGACAUUGUUAAAUUAUUAAUUGAGAAAGCUAAACUUAUGACUUCUUAUCUUGAAUAAAGAAAAGAUGAAGUGAAAAAAGGAUAGAUCUAUGUAGAACCACUUAUCUUACCUGUUGAAAGAAGAUUAGUUAAAGAUAUGUUUGUAAUUAAAUCUCCUAGAAAAAACGAAAUUAGAUCAAAUUAACCAAAAUGUUUAAGUUAUUUUGACAUAACAAAAUUUAAUAAAUCUAAAGCUAAACCUAAUAAUAUAAACACAUAAUAAUCUAUUUCUGAAGAUUUGUUCUUUUCUAAAGAGAAGAAUAUUAAAACUACUCGAUCUCCAUCCAAUUUUACUUAAAAAAUUUCCCCUAUUAAUAAAUAAAUGAAAAAUAUUUUGAUGAAAAAAUUUAAGUUAAAUUUUAAAUUUAAUGCUUUAAAUUCAUUUUAAAUUAGCGCUUGUAAAUCAGUUUAUGAAUUUAGUAGCAAAAGUAGAUUUAAAACAGAACCAAGUAUUGAUAAUUGA